Molecule: messenger RNA, 15941 nt
Organism: Drosophila eugracilis
Lineage: Eukaryota; Metazoa; Arthropoda; Insecta; Diptera; Drosophilidae
Gene: HERC2
Product: probable E3 ubiquitin-protein ligase HERC2
Exons: 11
Coding region: 592-15231 (4879 amino acids)
Biological process (GO): protein ubiquitination
Molecular function (GO): ubiquitin-protein transferase activity; metal ion binding; protein binding
Source: RefSeq, a predicted model, not a curated record
AGUUGUGGGGCGAAAAGCAUAGGGAUAAAGUAAACAGACGUCGCAUCGGAACGGCUGAAGAAAGACGGCAAUUGGAAUCGAAACGAAUCGUUAGGAAGCGCACACAUACUUUACAAAGAAGUUCUGUUUGAAAAAAGGGCUUUACGUUAUCCGCAUUUGUUUUUGAAAGCCUGCAUCAAUCCAGAAAGUCGACCAUUCACACUGCACUGUGUGCGAGCGAGACCAAGAACAAAAGUGCAAUUUUGAAUUCCUAUCGAACAACGAAAAGUGCAAGUGCGAGCGAAUUAUUCUCUGAAUUUCGUGGGUGUCGUAACUUCAUAAGGAGUAACCAAAUGAACUGCACAGCAAAGUAUAAGAACGGAUUAUCCUGAUCCUGGAACCCCUAGUGUAGUUGUGUGCGUGCUUGCGUGCGUGUGUGCAGUCCGUGUGCCAGUGACGACAUUGACCCGCCCCCAUCCACCCGCGCCACACCCCCCAUCCGCCAUCACCCCUUCGCUGGGGAAAAUGUGCCAUGCCAUUGCCGUUGCUGUGGUUGUUUCUAGGCUGAGUUGGGCGGUGGAGCACUAGAAAACGCAAAACCAAGAAAAUACCAUGUUUAACCGCCAGGCGAGCGGCGGAGCCGGAUCCAGUGGCCAGGGUGCAGGCCCAAGUCAGUCAGCUCCUGCAGCAUCAUCCUCUGGAGGAGGAGGAGGAGCCACUGCAUCAGGUUCUGGAUCAGCACCCCCACCCAGCCAAUCGCCCGAUCUCUACCUGCGCCCAUUGCCGUGCCUGGACGCCAAGUGGCUGCGCGCCGAUCUCAUCGCCUCCCUGCGCAACGCCGCUGAUGCCGCCGUGCUGUGGAAUCACCUGAUCCAGGACUGUGAGCUGGUUUCCUCACCCACCGCACCACUCCUGAAUGCCUACGGCCAGCUGUCCUACCUGGGCGAUGAUGGCAAGCACUACUGCGGCGCCCAGCAGCUCAAAUGCUCCUGCUGCCAGCCAGAGUACUGCGGUCCGCUCUCUGCCUGCAACUGCGACGGCUGCCGGUCUCUGGACUCGGAUACGGCCAUCAAGAAGCUUACCACCCAGGCUGCCGCCCAACAGGCGGCCCAGCUUAGUCAGGCCACCGAUAUGGUCCUCAGCGGCUGGCUCUGGAGUCAACCGCCAUCGCAGCAGGCUCGUCUGGAUUGCCAACGUUCCAUGAUCUCCGAGCUUCAGGAGCUCGCCCUGCGCGCUGCUGGCAACUGUCUAUCCGCCCAGCACCUUCGCCAGCAACUCUUUGUCUACGAACGCUACUUUGUGGCUUUGAAAAGGGAAAGGGAACGUGAACGCCAGCCAACGACGAAUACGCAGGCUGUGGUAAACGCUAGCACCACCAUUGCCGCCGCCACAAAUGUUGCAGUGGAAUCACAACCAGCUGAGCAGUUAGAGCAUGGCGCUGUGGGUUUGGCUCGUGUGGCUACAAGGACAGCGCUAAACUUUAGCUUUGCCUUUUUGCGCCGCGCUUGGCGGUCUGGCGAGGAUACGGAAAUGUGCAGUGAACUGCUUAGUGAGGCGCUAGCUUCUCUGCAAGAGUUGCCAGAGGCCACGCUCUUCGAGGCUGCCGUCGUCUCGUCGCUAUGGCUAGAGGUCAUGGAGCGAUCCAUCAAGUUCCUGCGUCUGGUGGCUCUUGGCGAUCCGAUGGGCGGUCGGUGUACAGCUCCGCUAAAUGACCGCCACACGGCACUGUGCCUACUACUGGAGCUGGGAGUGCAGAAGGGCACGCUGGCCGCCACGCUCGAGUGUAUUGUUUUGCUGCUGAUGCUCUGGGAGAAGGAUCGCGCUGGCAACGACAAUCGGGAUAUGCCGCGCAAGACGGGCGCCCCGCUGCAACGUAUUCUGCUGCGUUAUCAGAAGAUUGGAGCCACGUCCAAAGGCGGUGGAAUCGGCAGCGGAGAGCCUGCUCCUGUGGCUAGUGCCACCGAGACCUUCCUACGCUUUCUUUCACUGCCCAAAAGCAGUGCGGCCAUUGUCGAUCUUCGUCGCGCCGCCGUUGUCAUCAUUUCUCAUCUCGAUCGCUUGGUGCAGCCACUGAUGCCCCGCUGUCUGCUCCGUGGUGGUCACGCUCCCGCCGCUUCGAGCAGUUCAGUGCCACAGCAACGAGUCUACGCCUUGGGAUGGCCAACACUCUCUAAGGAUCAGCAGGGAUUCAACGCUGAACCGACGCUUAGCUGGAGUGGCGAGUCCACGGCAGUGCCGAUGCUGAGCUGCCGCUUUCAGGUUAAGCAAGUGGCAUGCUGCGAAAGCCAGGUGCUCAUCCUUAGUCAGGAAGGCAAGCUGCACACCUGGCGACUGGCCAAACCUGAAGCGGAACCGCUGCCUAUGGAGGAGGUUGCCAACGAGGUGUUCAUCAGCAUCGCUGGUCACUGCGAGGGUCGCCACUUUUUGGCUAUCGACAGCAACCAUAAUGCCUAUUCUUGGGGCACUGGCGAAGAUCACCGACUGGGCCAUGGUGACACCCACGCCCGCGCUGUACCCACCAAAAUCGCCGCCUUGGAGCAGCACUGCGUCCAGUCUGUCUACUGCGGCUGCUCCUACAGCGCGGCCAUCACUUGCGGCGGAAACCUGCUCACAUGGGGUCGCGGUACCUAUGCCCGGCUAGGUCACGGAAACAGCGAUGACCGCUGUUUGCCCACGCUGGUGGUGGCUCUGGCCGAGCACAUGGUGGUGGACGUGGCUCUGGGCAGUGGCGAUGCCCAUUCGCUGGCCCUCACAUCCGAGGGUUUGGUGUUCGCUUGGGGCGAUGGUGACUACGGCAAGCUGGGUAAUGGCAAUUGCAACGGCAGCCUGCAGCCGAUUCUUGUCGAAUCGCUUCCCCGGGUGCAGCGCGUCUUUGCCGGCUCCCAGUUCUCGGUGGCUUUGAGCAGCGAGGGCCAACUUUACACCUGGGGCAAAGCAACCUGCUUGGGCCACCAGUUAGUGGAACGAAGUGUACAGGGUUGCAGUGUUCCCCGUCUGGUCAGCAGUUUGCAGCACAAACGCAUCGUCAACGUGGCUGUGGGUGUGGCACAUUGUCUGGCCCUCUCCAGCAGCGGAGAAGUCUUUGGUUGGGGCCGUAAUGAUAGCCAACAAAUCUGUCCAGCAUCUGUGUCCAGCGAACCGUUAUUGAGGACACCCAUUCUGGUGGCAUUACCCACGCUCCCGGCAAGCGGAAUCGCUUGCACCAACGCCCAGAGUCUGGUAUGGACACAGAGCUCCCAUCAAGGUGUACCGCUGCGUGCCCCCUUUGUGAUCGACUUGGGAGAGCCUACAUUCCGCCUGCUAGACCAGCUAUUGGGCAUGUGCAGCAGCCAAGACAACCGACAGACUCCUAAUCAGGAAAGUGAAUGCAUCGCCGUUGCCUGCCUCAAUCUGAUACGCCUGCAGCUGCUGGCUCUCAUCGCCAACGGAGUUGAGCCACGGCAGGUGGGCCUAGCCAGUGGCAGUCGUCUCCUCGGUAGUCUCAAGACGCGUGUCCUCGGUUUGGCUGGUGGCAGCCAAGUGCUACGCACAAUCCAAGUAGCCGCACAACAAGCACUGCAGGACGGGUGGAGUGUCUUACUACCCACAGCAGCGGAGCGUGCCCAGACCCUCACCUCGCUGUUGCCAUCGGAACCCGGCCAGGCGUCUUCUGCUGGCCAUCGCUUUAUGACAGACCUUCUAGUCAGCUCUCUGAUGGCCGAGGGCGGUUUGGAGUCGGCGCUGCAGCAUGCAAUCCGAUUGGAAAGCAGCUCCUGCUCGGCGGACUGUGGCGAUGGUGUGCAUUUGCCUUUGCUCCAACUAAUUACACGACUGCUUGGCAACAACGCCGCGCUUUCCCAAACCCAACUGUCGCCUACUCUGGGCAAGCAGCAGGAGAAGGAAGAGGAAGAGCGCGAGCAACAGCACCAUGAGCCGAGCACUAGUCCCAGUUUGAGUCUAUUGCAUCGCUUCCAACGUUUACUACUGGCCCACAUACACCAGGCGGAAGCCGAGGAAGAAACCACUGGCGCCGAAGCGUUGUUGCUGCAAUACCUACACGUUCUGAUCCCUGCCUGCGUCACAACUUUGCAAAAGGCUCAUGAGCUAGCAGUGCAGUGUCGGGAGCCGGGUGAACAUUCCCUUAGCCAUCAGGUAGGCCAUCUUGGCCGUGUCCUUCAAGCCGACAUUUCCGAUGCCCUGUUGCACGAGUUACUGGUAGGUCUGGUGCUCCUUAAACGUGAUCGUCCCCAGUGCCUGGGUGGUUUGCGUUGGGCCAGGCUGUUUCUGCCACUACUUCGCGUCCUGGAUAGACUCAAUCGAGCGCUUGGCGAGGGAGAACUGCGAGAUGGUGACGACAUGGGUUGGCCCGGCAUCAUAUGUCGAGGUGGACCCAAAGGCGGACCCCCGCCAGCUGACCCUGAAACCCACUAUGUGCGCCGAGCGGACAUGGAGAAUCUGCUGCUAGAUGGAAGUCGCUGCAUCAUCAUGGCCGGCUAUGUUUGCGAUCUGAGUGGUUAUAACUGCGAGUCGGAAACACUACGUAACAUUUUAGAUUCAGGCUUGGGCAAGGACCUUACGGCAGAGAUGAGCAGUCAGGUGCACAGGAGCGCUAUGGAACACAUUCUCCAGCAUCAUAAGCUGGGCAAAUACAUGGCUCAGGCUAACACCGAAGAGAAGUCAUCGACGCCUGGACCCAGCCGGCUUACGCACUUUAGCUCGGAAUGUGCUCUAGCACAGCUGCUUGGACUAGUUGCCAACCUGAUGUGCAGCGGACCAGCCCUGCAGCCAGCGGAACUACAGUGCCGCCAGCUCGACAAGUCAAGCCUGUUGAGCGGUGGCUUGCAGCUUCUUCAACCGAGUAAUCCGUUCGACGAGGAGAAGGGCGAGGCACGUAGCAGUCAUAGUUGUCACAGCACAGCAGGUAACACACCUACUGAGAUGCCGCCCCCAUUGCCGCUGCAACAGCAACUCGCUCCGGGACGAGGAAAAUCCCAACUGCAACAGCGGGCAGAUGCUUUUAUCAGCGGCUUGGCAGAAGCGCGGCUUUCCGAGCCACCCGUGGCUGCUUGGUUGGCGCUAACUGAGCGCUACUGUAAAGCGCACAACUUGAUGUGGCACCAGGAGUUCGCCACAGAACAUCCCGUCCAAGAGCUGGAGCGCUUGCUAAGCGCCGUGCUCAUCCGGCACCAGUAUCUCGGCGGUCUGGUGCUAAACGCUUUAGAAACAGAAACACCACCGCCAAGACAACUCGGCGAAAUUAUUCGUCUGGUGCACCAAGCGAAGUGGUCCGUCGUUCGCACAAGGCAGCAGCUAAACCGCAGCUACAAGGAGGUUUGUGCCCCAAUCCUGGAGCGCCUACGAUUCCUGCUCUAUGAGGUGCGCCCGGCUAUUAGUCCUCAGCAGCGUGGAUUACGACGUUUACCGAUUCUGCAGCGACCACCUCGCUUCCGAAUGCUGGUGCGUCGGCUUCUCCAGGAGUUACGCUCUUCGCGGCAGCCUGCCAAACCCGAGGAUCUCGUCAAUGCCACAAUUCAGCAGGAGCAAGAAAAAAAGCCGCAGGCUAUGCCCAAACAGGAGCUAGAGGAGCAAGAGGAGGAGGAAUCGCUUCUGCGUCGGCUAAAUGAACGCCAGAUCCAUGGAGAAGGAGAGUUGGAUCCGGGACUCAUGCAGGACAUUGUGGACUUUGCUCUGCAGGACAGCUGUGAUGUAGAAACGGCACGUCGAGCCAUGUACUGCCAGAUGCAGCGAUACCAGCUAAGGCUAGCUGGUCUGCAACUUGUCCAGCAAUUGCUUGAACUGCAUGGACUGUUGGACGCUGCUCAGUACAGCCUACUAAAUGGUUUUCUCGGACUGCAUUUAAAAUCCACAUCCACUGGAGGAGGAUCUGCUGGAUCAGGGAGCUCUCUGCAUGUUCUUGGCCAGCUGAACAUGAUAAGUGCCUAUCAGAAGGCGAGGUUACUGCUGGCACAAGCCCGCGUCCUUGACUGGGCGGUCCGAGAGCUACGCCGGCUAGUAAACCAAGAACAGCAGGGUCACGCCCGCGGCAAGGACAGCACUAAUCUGGGCACUUAUGUACUGUUGAAGCGCCUGCCACGUGCCCGUUUUCUUCUGAGUGUAUUCGGGUUAUUGGCCAAAGAGCUUGGCCCUAACGAGUUGGGUCUUCUCAUCAACUCCGGCCUGCUAGGCACCGUUCUCGGACUGCUGGCGCAAACUGGCGGUGAGGGCGCGACCGGCGGUCAAGUGCACGGCGAAUUGAGUAUCCUCUACGAAGACAGCGUCCUAAAGCAGAAGUCUAGUAAGGCGCAGCUUAGUGGUCCCGAUCUAGCAAAGUUGAUGAAGAUCGGCACCAGGAUCGUAAGGGGAGCGGACUGGAAGUGGGGUGAUCAGGAUGGCAAUCCACCCGGCGAGGGGCGCAUCAUUAGUGAAGUGGGCGAGGACGGAUGGGUUCGUGUGGAAUGGUACACGGGAGCCACUAACUCUUAUCGUAUGGGUAAAGAGGGCCAAUACGAUCUUCAGUUGGCUGACAGUGCUCUUAAUGUUGCCUCACCCACGGAACCUGAACGGGAGGAUGUCUCUGGUAGCGAAGCUUCUCCCAGCAGUGAUUCGCACCCAUCGAAAUUGCUCCGGCACUGUGCCGCCAAGCUUCUUCAGAUCUUGGCCGUAGGAAGCGGUCUGCAUGGCGCUCAACUAGAUAAGCAUGCCCUUCGUGGUAUGACUAGUAUGUUCCGGGCCAUUAUCUACCCGAAGCCAUCGAUGUCCAACAUCUCUCAUUCGUUGGGAUGGCUGAACCUGGGCUUUAUCCGUGCCAUAUCUGGUGAUUGCCCACGACUUUGCCUGGAGCUAAGUACACCUGGCUGGUUGAGUCACUACUUGUCCCUGCUGGAACAGCCAGCUGGCAAUGAGGCGGGCGUCUACCGGCAGCUUCACUGCCUGCGCCUACUGCAGUUCAUCCUGGCGCAGUGGGGCACCGAGGAGGAGCCACGCAUGCCCGCCUUGGUCCAUCAACUGUUCGCCACGCUGGGACGAAUUGCGCUUCACUGUCCGGGUGAUGUCAGUCUUCUACCCACGGCCGAGGGCAAAGCACGCGUUCUGCUGACCGCCUCCCAUUCGGGUAGCGUAGCUGAGGAGCUGGUGGCACUACUUCGCCGCCUGCACACUCUGCCGUCCUGGAACCCAGUCAUCAACUCCUUCUUGGCGCAGAAACUUUGCGUAGCCGCUGAACUGCUGGCCGAGCAAUCACCACAUUCAACGCCGCUGGACAAAGAACAGGUAUUUGUGCUAGGUGUACUAGGUGCCAUGGGAGGACACGAUCUACGACCACGCGUGGGCCUCCAUUGUUUUCACGAGGGUAGCCAAAUGGUUAUCGCUAGCUUUACGCCAAAAGGUCGGUGUCUUUUAGCGCCCGGAGGUGUCGGAUCUGGCAUGGGAUUCGUAAAGGUGCAACUGCCGGCUGUGAUGCCCCAUCUGGAUCACAGUGUAUUUAGUCUGAGCCGCUUGCCUAUGAAUGAAAUGCUGCUAAAUGCUUGGACGGUGCUGCUUUACGGGCCAGCACCAGAACUUCGAGAGCUCCCGAGCAACUCGGAUGGUCGCCUGGACUUGGCCCUGCUUCGAGCCCAGCAGCUGCAAAUGGCGGUGCUGCAUACGAACGGGGUUUUAUACCGCCAUCAAGUCGCUUUGCGUCGCAUCCUUAAGCAACGAGCUCCAGGCAGCAUUUAUGCAUCUCCUGAAGAACCAGACCGAAGCGAUCCGGAGUCGCAGCAGACAGGAGAACAGGACCAGGAGCAGCAGAUGUCCGCAGGAAGUGGCCAGGAGGCCCAGCUCUUGAUACAGUGCAUCCUUUUGCGAGCCACCCAGGCAUCUCCAGUGAAGGCCUGUUAUAGCUACAUGGAUCUAGCCACAGCGGCCCUUAAUUGCAUUCAAUCUCUGGCCACUCAGGCUCACCAGGAAUUGAGCGAGGGUGGCGGCGUACCUCCAAACACCCAUGCCCUGUCCACACUCCCUCAGCCGACAAUGGUGCAUGGAGUGCCUGUCUAUAAUGUGGCUAAGAAGGAGCAGAAGCCGACGGAGCAAGCGGAGCCCAAGGUUAAGUGGCCAACCGAUGCCCAGCUAAUCGGACAGAUUAUGGAGAUGGGAUUCACCCGUCGCACCGUAGAAUUGGCUCUCAAACAACUAUCGCUGCAAGCGGAGAUCAUGCCCACUCCUGAACAGAUAGUGCAGUGGAUUCUAGAGCAUCCGGACGUGUGUGCCAAUACCAUCGAAGAGGACACGCUGCCACUGCCAUCUUUGACUGCGCCGCAUGAUCCAGAGGCGGAUUCGGACAAUGAGUGUCCCAGUUCGAAUUCAACAACCUCGUCCUCCUCCUCAGAUACAGUUGAGGGCCAACCGGUGGCCAACAGUGAGACUCCUUCGUUCGUGAAAUUCGAAUCUCGCAAGGAUUUCCUGAAUGUUGAUCUCUACGCCUUGUACGUGCGAGGACUGGUUCGCCCAGGAAUGACGGUGCGCUGCUGUCGGGACUUUGAGGAGAUCAAGCAAGGUGAUAUGGGAACCGUACUCAUCGUGGACACUGAGGGACUUCACGAUCUGAACGUUCAAGUCGACUGGCGCAACCAUGGAAGUACCUACUGGGUUUGCUUCGUUCACAUCGAACUGGUGGAAACGUCGAUGGGCCAGCACCAACCGCGUCCUCCGCCCAUUGCAGUGGGUGCACGUGUAAGGCUGCGCAACUCCUCGCUCCGAUACGGAAUGCUCUGCCAAGUGCGUCUGGGCAGGAGCCAGGGAUCAGCGGCCAUAGGAGUAGUGAGCUCAGUGCGCAGCAAACAACUCACUGUGGACUUUCCGGAUAUGCCAGCAUGGCAAGGUCACAUCAAUGAGGUGGAAUUGGUGGCCCCAGUGCCCACCUCAAUUGCUCCCUUAAGUGAUUCCACCAACCAGGUAGUGCCCACCGAUCUCAUCGAGGACUGGUCGCGUUGCAUUCGUUCCCUGACCGUGAGUUCCAAUGAGGCGGCUGCCAAGCAUCUGCUGAACGGCAGCAACCUGCCAUGGCAAAGCUGCUCCAGCGGCCCUUGUCGCCAUUGGAUCCGACUAGAGCUGCACGAUCGAAUCCUUGUCCACAGCCUCUCAUUAAAAGUUAGUCCAGAGGAUCACUCGCACAUGCCGUCGCUGCUGGAGAUCCGUGUGGGGGAGUGCGUUGACAGCCUGAAGGAGUACACCUGGAUCCCUGUGCCGGCUGGUGCGAGCCGAGUGCUAUUAAUGCAGCAGGUGCCCACGUACUAUCCGUGGGUGGAAAUAGUGGUCAAGCAGUGCCAAAACAACGGCAUACAGUGUAAGAUUCACGGCAUCAAGUUCGUAGGACGACGCCAGCAACCAGAUCUGCAGCACAUUCUGGCAAACGCCCAGUUCCUGGCCAGCGAAUACAGUGCCGGAGUGGGCCCUGGAUCGGCAACAGGAGCUGGAGCGGUUAGCACAUCCCUUGGAGAAGUAGGAGCGGCACCAGAGCAAGAUCGUCCCUGCACCGUUAUGGUAUGGGGCCUAAACGAUAAGGAGCAGCUGGGCGGCCUCAAGGGCUCCAAGGUUAAGGUUCCGACAUUCUCGCAAACCAUCAGUCGUCUGCGUCCCAUUCACAUCGCUGGUGGAUCCAAAAGCUUGUUCAUUGUGAGUCAGGACGGAAAGGUCUAUGCAUGCGGCGAAGGAACCAACGGACGUCUUGGUCUCGGAGUGACCCACAAUGUGCCACUGCCUCAUCAGCUGCCCGUGUUGCAUCAGUAUGUCGUUAAAAAGGUGGCCGUGCACUCCGGCGGCAAGCAUGCACUCGCUCUUACGCUUGAUGGCAAGGUAUUCUCCUGGGGCGAAGGCGAGGAUGGUAAACUUGGCCAUGGUAACCGAACAACGCUGGACAAACCACGACUGGUGGAAGCGCUGAGAGCCAAGAAGAUCCGCGAUGUGGCAUGUGGCUCAUCUCACUCGGCGGCCAUUAGCAGUCAGGGUGAGCUCUACACCUGGGGACUGGGAGAGUACGGACGUUUGGGCCAUGGAGACAAUGCCACCCAACUGAAGCCCAAGUUGGUGGCAGCAUUGGCUGGAAGAAGAGUCAUUCAAGUAGCCUGCGGAAGUCGGGAUGCUCAAACCCUUGCCUUGACAGAAGACGGAGCCGUCUUCUCAUGGGGUGACGGAGAUUUCGGCAAACUAGGACGCGGCGGCAGUGAAGGCUCUGACACUCCACACGAAAUCGAACGGCUCUCGGUGAUCGGAGUGGUGCAGAUCGAGUGUGGCGCCCAGUUUAGCUUGGCUCUUACGCGAGCCGGCGAAGUGUGGACCUGGGGCAAAGGUGAUUACUACCGCUUGGGCCAUGGCGGUGAUCAACACGUGCGCAAACCUCAGCCCAUCGGAGGACUUCAGGGCCGUCGGGUCAUCCAUGUGGCCGUAGGUGCACUGCACUGUCUAGCUGUCACGGAUGCUGGUCAGGUGUACGCCUGGGGAGACAACGAUCAUGGGCAGCAGGGCAGUGGCAACACGUCAGUGAAUAAGAAGCCGGCUUUGGUCAUCGGAUUGGAUGCGGUGUUUGUGAAUCGGGUGGCCUGUGGGAGUUCGCACUCCAUCGCCUGGGGACUGCCGAAUGCAUCCUUGGAUGAGGAAAAGCGAGGACCAGUGCCCUUUGGCAGCACGCGGGAUCCCUUGGGAGGAAGCAGCCUGGGCAUAUAUGAAGCGGAAACGGUGCAGACCCUGAAGCAGGAGAGCAAGCCCAUGAAUCAAUCUAGCUUAAGCGAGAGCCUGGCCUUGGAGACACCAGCUGCCAGACAGGCGGCUUUGGGUCACGUGCUCCGUGCCAUGAGCAUCCUGCAGGCACGACAGCUCAUCGUGGCCGCACUCACCAGCCACAGCAAGGUGAACUACAAGGAGCGCGGUGUGGCCGGUUCCGAGGAAGAGCAACUUGCUGGUGGAACCAUGAUGGGAGCACCUAUGCAACUGGCGGAAACGAUUGCCCAGGGAGGUGGAGAGGCGCCGGCCGAUGCCACAGAUGCCGCUCUGCAGGAGCACAGUCCCGAGGCUGCCAUAGAUUUGAUGACUGGAGGAGUUUCCAGUGGGGCCGCUACACUGCCACCACUUACCGCUGGCCCACUGAGCGCCUUUCAGAGCUUAACCGGAUCCCUGUCAAUGUCGGGGUCGCUUUCCAGUAGUGCCUUGCCCCAGCACAAGCAAUCCCGUAUGUCGGCCAGCGCAAUGUCCGUAAUGGCCGCCACAAUGACGCAACAGGAGGAGAUACUAUCCCACAUUGGGCAGUGCCAUGGUCUGGAUGACUUCGGUGGAUUGCUGGGUGAACCAGAGGCAAAGAGCCUGGUGGAGCUGCUUAAACUGGCUGUGUGCGGACGAUGCGGUCCUCCGAGCACCGCUCAGACCAUCGGCGACACUCUAAUCUCCUUGGGAGCUGGAUCACCGCCGGUGGCAGCGAUGCUCCUUGAGACAUGCAUUACGGAACUGGAAGAUCUUUGCACCUCACGCCACUGCCUGGGUAAGUUGCCCAAACCAGUUAUGCAGGAGAGCAGUCACCCGUACGUGGAUAACGUAAACGUGACCGGAGUUGUCCGGAUCCCCGGUGCGGAAAUGCUGCGCCUGGAGUUUGACAGCCAGUGCAGCACUGAGAAGCGUAACGAUCCACUGGUGAUCAUGGACGGCACUGGUCGGGUGCUGGCCAUGCGUUCCGGCCGUGAGUUUUCCCAUUGGGCUCCGGAGAUUCGCGUGCCAGGCGAUGAGCUGCGCUGGAAGUUCUCCUCGGAUAGUUCGGUGAAUGGAUGGGGUUGGCGUUUCUGGGUACAUGCCAUUAUGCCGGCGGCCACGCUCUGCGAAAGUGGAUCGGAUCGGGCGGUGCUCUCGCAACCGUCGAUGGCGCUGGUCAUGUCAUUGUUAGAUUCCCGGCUCGCUCCUCGACAACCAAGUGUUCUACUUCGUUUGGCCUCCGCCCUGGCAGCUUGCUCUCAACUGGGAGUCCUUACUACCGCCCAGAGGAUAUGGUCUCUGCGCAAAUUGCAUGCUGUUCUCCUGCUGGAACAGGCUCCCCGUCCACAGGAUCCAUCGCUGUCCGCACUGCUCAAGCCAUUAAUACCGGAGCUAUUGCGCCAGUACGAAUAUGAGGAGCCACAGGUGCGCGGUGGCAUCCAUCUGAUGCAUUCGGAUUACUUCAAAACUCUGGCUGCCCUGGCCUGCGAUAUGCAGCUGGAUGCCACGCUGCCCGCUACUUCAUCAUCCUCUACGGCAGCUACGGGUUCCACCUCAUCGACCGGGGACGUGCACAAGUGGGCCUGGUUCAAGCGCUACUGUAUCGCCGUUAGAGUGGCCCAAUCCCUUAUUCGGCGUACAGAGCUGCCUCGAGCAUUUUGCCUGGAGGUGCGCAAGAAAUUCUGCGAAAUGCUACCCACUGUAACCUCGAAUCCCAAUCCCGGUGGUCAUUCGCCUGGAGCCUCCAUGUUAAACUCCACAACCUCACUGUCGUCCAGCACGGCUAGCAAUGUGUCCCCACCGCCUAUCAGCGAACACCAGGAUGUGCACUGCCAUGCCCACCAAUUGGACUCCACCAGCACAUUACUCCACGAGGAUCACACCAUGUUUCAAGCGCCUCACGACGCCCAACUGCUGCAGUGGCUCAACCGGAGACCCGAUGACUGGGCCCUUAGUUGGGGUGGAGCUAGCACCAUUUACGGAUGGGGUCACAACCACCGUGGGCAGCUUGGCGGCUUGGAAGGUAGCCGGAUCAAGACGCCUACGCCCUGCGAGGCGCUCAGCCUGCUUCGUCCUGUUCAGUUGGCCGGCGGAGAGCAAUCCCUGUUCGCCGUAACGCCCGAUGGCAAGCUUUUUGCCACGGGAUACGGAUCCGGAGGAAGACUGGGCGUCGGAGGAAGUGAUAGCUGGGCCAUUCCCACCCUAUUGGGAUCCCUGCAGCAUGUGUUUGUCAAGAAGGUAGCCGUGAACUCUGGUGGAAAGCACUGCCUGGCGUUGACUACCGAAGGUGAAGUAUACGCCUGGGGCGAGGGUGAAGACGGAAAGCUAGGCCACGGAAACAGGAUGAGCUACGAUCGGCCGAAAUUGGUAGAACAUCUCACCGGGAUGAGCGUGGCGGAUAUCGCCUGUGGCAGUGCCCACUCAGCGGCGAUUACGGCCAGUGGUCAUGUCCUCACCUGGGGCAAGGGACGCUAUGGCAGACUUGGACAUGGCGACUCCGAGGACCAGCUGCGACCUAAGUUGGUGGAAGCCCUGCUUGGAUACCGAGCCAUCGACAUCGCAUGCGGCUCUGGAGAUGCUCAGACGCUGUGCAUAACAGACGACGACAACGUGUGGAGUUGGGGCGAUGGCGACUAUGGUAAACUGGGACGUGGAGGAAGCGACGGCUGCAAGCUGCCGUACAAGAUCGAGAGUCUAGCUGGACUGGGAGUGGUUAAAGUUGAGUGCGGUUCGCAGUUCUCGGUGGCUCUUACGAAAUCUGGUGCAGUGUACACCUGGGGCAAGGGUGACUUCCAUCGACUGGGCCACGGAUCCGUGGAUCAUGUCCGCCGGCCCAAGAAGGUGGCCGCUUUGCAGGGCAAGAAGAUCAUUUCCAUCGCCACUGGCUCACUGCAUUGCGUUGCCUGCAGUGAUUCCGGCGAGGUGUACACCUGGGGCGACAACGACGAGGGACAGCUGGGAGACAACACCGUCACAGCCAUCCAGCGGCCGCGCCUGGUGUCCGCUCUCGAGGGCAAGCAUAUUGUGAAGGUAACCUGCGGAUCUGCCCAUACCCUGGCCCUAUCAACAUCGCAGCUAAGCGAGCGACUUCGUCCGCUGCCAAAUCCUCCGCUGGAGUAUGACCUUGUACGGGAUCUGGCACCGGAAGCACUGCAUGCCCGCCUCAUUCUACUCCAUCACUUCUCGGAGCUAGUAUGUCCCUGCCUGGCCAUGCUGCCUAUUUCGGGCGACUUGAGCCUGGGCGCAUUGAAGGAUGUUCUCGUGUACAACAUUAAGGAGGCGGCCUUCCGGAAAGUCAUCCAAACGACGAUGGUGCGAGACAAGCAGCAUGGACCUGUCAUCGAACUGAACCGCAUCCAGGUGAAGAGGUCACGCAGUCGAUGCAAUGGUCUGGCCGGCGUCGAUGGGAUGAAGAGCGUCUUCGGCCAGAUGGUGCAGAAGCUGCCGCUGCUCACCCAAGAAGCGCUGGCUCUACCCCACCGAGUCUGGAAGGUCAAGUUUGUUGGUGAGAGUGUGGACGACUGUGGCGGCGGCUACAGCGAGUCGAUCGCCGAGAUGUGCGAUGAGCUGCAGAAUGGCAGCGUACCGCUCCUGAUAAGCACGCCCAAUGGACGCGGCGAGGCAGGCGCCAACCGUGACUGCUUCCUGCUGGACCCCACCCUGUCCUCGGUGCUACAGAUGAACAUGUUCCGCUUUCUGGGUGUGCUCAUGGGCAUCGCCGUACGCACCGGAUCGCCGCUGAGUAUCAAUUUGGCGGAGCCUGUCUGGCGACAGCUGACCGGCGAGGUCUUGCGACCCACAGAUCUCACCGAGGUGGACCGCGACUAUGUGGCCGGGCUGCUCUGUAUCCGUAACAUGGACGACGAUCCCAAACUGUUCAAUACACUUGAGCUGCCUUUCUCAACGUCCUCGGCCCGUGGCCACGAGGUGCCGCUGUCCACACGCUAUACGCACAUCUCGCCCAGAAACCGGGCGGAAUACGUCCGCCUGGCCCUCGGAUUCCGUCUGCACGAGUUCGAUGAGCAAGUAAAGGCGGUACGGGACGGCAUGUCCAAGGUGAUUCCAGUGCCUUUGCUUUCGCUUUUCUCCGCCGCGGAGUUGCAGGCGAUGGUCUGCGGUUCUCCGGAUAUCCCACUGGGGCUGCUUAAGUCGGUGGCCACAUACAAGGGCUUCGACCCGAGCUCAGCCCUGGUCACCUGGUUCUGGGAGGUGAUGGAGGAGUUCACGAAUCAGGAGCGCUCUCUGUUCCUGCGCUUCGUCUGGGGUCGCACUCGAUUGCCGCGCACCAUUGCCGACUUCCGGGGCCGUGACUUUGUGCUGCAAGUGCUCGAGAAGAAUCCGCCAGACCAUUUCCUGCCCGAGAGCUAUACCUGCUUCUUUCUACUCAAGAUGCCCCGCUACUCGUGCAAGGUCGUACUUCUGGAGAAGCUCAAGUAUGCCAUACACUUCUGCAAGAGCAUCGACACGGACGAGUAUGCACGUGUGGCCAUGGGCGAACCCACCGAGGCAACCGGCAGCGAGGACAACAGCGACCUAGAGUCGGUGGCAAGCCACGAUGGUUAAGCACCCACUGUCCAUCCAGACCAAACUCGCCCAAACCGCCUGACCUGAUAACCGAAAACCGAAAACCGAAAACAAAAACCGAACAAAUAAGCAAGUGUCUAUCGAAGACCUUGGUAAACUGGAGAAUCUCCCAACAGUUUAGGAUCCUCACCCACUAGGACACACGAAGCCUUCAAGUUAAACCCACUCACGCGACACGUACACAUAUAUACACGUAUAGAUAUAUAUUUUAAAUUAGCACUUGAAUCUGAGAGAGAUGACGAACGAGAAGAAGAAGAAGGAGGAAUGUGGCUAGCGAUGAAGGGAAGGUGAAGAGAGAGAGACAGAUAGACGGCGAGAGACGAUCGGCUGAUCGCGUAAUGAAACCAAAAAGCAAAGCGUUAAAGUUAUUUCCAUAUUAUAUUAUAUAUAUACAUAUAAAUUUAAAUAUAAAUGUUAGUUGAAGUCCACUCAUAAUUAUACACAAGGCUUAAACGUUAGACGCAAACCAAACCAUUCCCAUCCAACCCGAGUCCGAACCCUGCCCAAAACAGUUAAUAAGCUAAUUGAUAUUAAUAACCCUAAACAAAAAAAAAAAAAACGAAACACAAAAGGGCUAAAUCCGUUUCUAAUGAUGAUCUAUUCAAAAGUUAGAUGCGCCCUCCAGGCGCCGCAAAGAAAACUCUAUCUGAAAUAAACUGAAAGCUAAAUAAAAAUACCAAGAAAACCAA